AUGGGACGCCUCAAUGGCUUAGUAGGAGGAUUUGUCCUCACCACCUCGGUGAUGUAUUUGACUAUCCGCCAGCACCAGGAACAGACAAAACUAUCCUCGCAGUUACUACGAGACUCCAACGGGAUACUCAAUGCAAUACUAGAGCCUCCACCGCCGCCUAAACCUCGGACUACAUACGUUGAAACGAGGUCCAAUAUCCUAGAAACUAUGAAGGACAACUGGAAUUCAGAGAUCGAAGGAGUGGUUAGGUGGGUGCAAAACGCCAACCCGACUAGUAUCUUCAAUAGCAUUGAGGAUAUGGCUAGAAGCACCUUCUCUGAGCUAAAGCAGCUUGGCGGGGGCUCAGAGGGCCCUGGGAAAUGA
Molecule: messenger RNA, 363 nt
Organism: Orbilia oligospora ATCC 24927
Lineage: Eukaryota; Fungi; Ascomycota; Orbiliomycetes; Orbiliales; Orbiliaceae
Exons: 2
Coding region: 1-363 (120 amino acids)
Biological process (GO): cristae formation
Cellular component (GO): mitochondrial crista junction; MICOS complex
Source: RefSeq, a predicted model, not a curated record